GCUUAGCAGCCGCUGCCGCUAUUACUCGCUAGAGAUCAGUGGGCGGUAUCCAGUGUCCGAUUGGAACCGCGCUGGCGAGCCGUCAGGCGUGGCGGCGGGGCUCGGCUGGGUGGGUGCGGUAGCUGAGGGGCCGCCGCUGGAUGCCAGGUUUGGUUUAGCUCCUGUCUCUCAGAAUCAGUGGUCAAUUUCAGCCUUCCAAGCAUCGCACGCUUUGGUGAAAGUAAAGCACAGUGAAAGAAUUCAAGAUGCCACCUAAUAUAAACUGGAAAGAAAUAAGAAAAGUUGACCCAGAUGAGUUGCCUCGUCAAGAAGAAUUGGCAGAUAAUUUAUUGAUUUCCUUAUCUAAGGUGGAAGUAAAUGAGCUAAAAAGUGAAAGUCAAGAAAAUAUGAUACACCUUUUCAGAAUUACUCAGUCUCUAAUGAAGAUGAAAGCUCAAGAAGUAGAGCUAGCUUUGGAAGAAGUUGAAAAAGCUGGAGAAGAACAAGCAAAAUUUGAAAAUCAAUUAAAAACUAAAGUAAUGAAACUGGAAAAUGAACUGGAGAUGGCACAGCACUCUGCAGGUGGACGUGACACUCGCUUUUUACGUGAUGAAAUUCGCCAACUUGAAAAGCAAUUGGAACAAAAAGAUAGAGAAUUGGAGGACAUGGAAAAAGAGUUAGAGAAAGAAAAGAAAGUUAAUGAGCAAUUGGCUCUUCGAAAUGAGGAGGCAGAAAAUGAAAACAGCAAAUUAAGGAGAGAGAACAAACGUCUAAAGAAAAAGAAUGAACAGCUUCGUCAGGAUAUUAUUGACUAUCAAAAACAAAUAGAUUCGCAAAAAGAAACCCUUUCAUCAAGAAGAGAAGACAGUGACUACCGGUCACAAUUGUCUAAAAAAAACUAUGAACUUGUCCAAUAUCUAGAUGAAAUUCAGACUUUAACAGAAGCUAACGAGAAACUUGAACUUCAGAAUCAAGAAAUGAGAAAAAAUCUAGAAGAGUCUGUACAGGAAAUGGAGAAGAUGACUGAUGAAUAUAAUAGGAUGAAAGCUAUUGUGCAUCAGACAGAUAAUAUAAUGGACCAGUUAAAAAAAGAAAAUGAUCAUUACCAGCUUCAAGUGCAGGAGCUUACAAAUCUUCUGAAAGCAAAAAAUGAAGAAGAUGAUCCAAUCAUGGCAGCUGUCAACGCAAAAGUAGAAGAAUGGAAGUUAAUUUUGUCUUCUAAAGAUGAUGAAAUUAUUGAGUACCAGCAAAUGUUACAUAACCUGAGGGAGAAACUGAAAAAUGCCCAGCUUGAUGCCGAUAAAAGUAAUAUUAUGGCUCUACAACAGGGUAUACAAGAACGAGAUAGUCAAAUUAAGAUGCUCACUGACCAAGUAGAGCAAUAUACAAAAGAAAUGGAAAAAAAUACUUUUAUUAUUGAAGAUUUGAAAAAUGAGCUCCAAAGAAACAAAGGAGCUUCAGCACUUUCUCAACGGACUCAUUAUAUGAAAAUUCAGUCUAAGGUUCAAAUUUUAGAAGAGAGAACUAAAGAGGCUGAGAGAACAGCUGAACUGGCUGAGGCUGAUGCUAGGGAAAAGGAUAAAGAACUAGUUGAGACUCUGAAGCGAUUAAAAGAUUAUGAAUCGGGAGUUUAUGGCUUAGAAGAUGCUGUUAUUGAAAUAAAGAAUUGUAAAAACCAAAUUAAAAUAAGAGAUCAAGAGAUUGAAGUAUUGACAAAGGAAAUCAAUAAACUUGAAUUGAAGAUCAAUGAUUUCCUUGAUGAGAAUGAGGCACUUAAAGAGCGUAUGGGCCUUGAACCAAAGACAAUGAUUGAUUUAACUGAAUUCAGAAAUAGCAAAAGUUUAAAACAGCAGCAGUACAGAGCUGAAAACCAGAUUCUUUUGAAAGAGAUUGAAAGCCUAGAGGAAGAAAGACUUGAUCUGAAGAAAAAACUUCGUCAAAUGGCUCAAGAAAAAGGAAAAAGAACUGCAACUUCAGGAUUAACUGUUGAGAACCUGAACCUAACUGAAGACUUUUCUCAAGAGAAUAAAAUGGAAGGAAGAAAAUUUGAUUUCAUUAGCCUCAAAAAUAUGAGUGAAGCACAAUCAAAGAUAAAUAGUAAGAAUGAAUUUCUUUCAAGAGAACUAAUUGAAAAAGAAAGAGAUUUAGAAAGAAGUAGAACAAUAAUAGCCAAGUUUCAGAAUAAAUUAAAAGAAUUAGUUGAAGAAAAUAAGCAACUUGAAGAAGGUAUGAAAGAAAUAUUGCAAGCUAUUAAGGAAAUGCAGAAAGAUCCUGAUGUUAAAGGAGGGGAAACAUCUCUAAUUAUUCCCAGUCUUGAAAGACUAGUUAAUGCUAUAGAAUCAAAGAAUGCAGAAGGAAUAUUUGAUGCCAAUCUGCAUUUAAAAGCCCAAGUUGAUCAACUUACUGGAAGGAAUGAAGAAUUAAGACAGGAGCUCAGGGAAUCUCGGAAGGAGGCUAUAAAUUAUUCUCAGCAGUUGACAAAAGCAAAUUUAAAGAUAGAUCAUCUUGAAAAAGAGACCAGUCUUUUACGACAAUCAGAAGGAUCAAAUGUUGUGUUUAAAGGAGUAGACUUACCUGAUGGGGUAGCACCAUCUAGUGCCAAUAUCAUUAAUUCUCAGAAUGAAUAUUUAAUACAUAUCUUACAGGAACUAGAAUAUAAAGAAAAUAAGUUAAAGAAUUUAGAAGAUUCUCUUGAAGACUAUAACAGAAAAUUCGCAGUAAUUCGUCAUCAACAGAGCUUAUUAUAUAAAGAAUACCUAAGUGAAAAGAAGACCUGGAAAACAGAAUCUGAAACAAUGAAAGAGGAAAAGAGAAAACUUGAGGAUCAAAUCCAACAAGAUGCUAUAAAAAUAAAAGAAUAUAAUAAUUUGCUCAGUGCUCUUCAGAUGGAUUCAGAUGAAAUGAAAAAAACACUUUCAGAAAAUAGCAGAAAGCUCACAGUCUUACAAGUGAAUGAAAAGUCACUCAUAAGGCAGUAUACUACUUUAGUAGAAAUGGAGAGACAGCUUAGAAAAGAAAAUUGGAAACAGAAGAAUGAAUUGGUAUCAAUGGAGGCUGAAGUUGGUGAAAAAAUUGGACGUUUGCAACGUUUUAAGGAAAUGGCUGUUUUCAAGAUUGCAGCACUCCAAAAAGUUAUAGAUAAUAGUGUCUCUCUGUCUGAACUAGCAUUGGCCAAUAAACAAUACAAUGAACUGACUGCUAAGUACAGAGACAUCUUGCAAAAAGAUAAUAUGCUUGUUCAAAGAACAAAUAACUUGGAACACCUAGAGUGUGAAAAUGCAUCCCUAAAAGAACAAAUGGAGUCUGUAAGUAAAGAACUGGAGAUUACCAAGGAAAAACUUCACACUAUUGAACAAGCCUGGGAACAAGAAACUAAAUUAGGAAAUGAAUCUAACAUGGAUAAGGCAAAGAAAUCAAUAACCAAUAGUGAGAUUGUUUCUAUUUCAAAAAAAAUCACUAUGCUGGAGAUGAAGGAAUUAAAUGAAAGGCAGCGGGCUGAACAUUCUCAAAAAAUGUAUGAACAUGUGAAGACUUCAUUGAAGCAAGUGGAAGAACGUAAUUUUGAAUUGGAAACCAAAUUUGCUGAGCUUACCAAAAUCAAUUUGGAAGCGCAGAAAGUGGAACAGAUGUUAAGAGAUGAAUUAGCUGAUAGUGUGAGCAAGACAGUAAGUGACGCUGAUAGGCAACAUAUUCUAGAAUUAGAGAAGAGUGAAAUGGAACUAAAAGUUGAAGUAUCAAAACUAAAAGAGAUUUCUGACAUUGCCAAAAGGCAAGUUGAAAUUUUGAAUGCACAACAACAGUCCAGGGAAAAGGAAGUAGAGUCCAUCAGAAUGCAGCUGUUAGACUAUCAGGCACAGUCUGAUGAAAAGGCACUAAUUGCCAAGCUGCACCAACACGUUGUCUCUCUUCAAGUUAGUGAGGCUACCGCUCUUGCUAAGUUGGAGUCGGUUACGUCUAAGCUGCAGAAGAUGGAGGCCCAUAAUUUGCGCUUAGAGCAGAAACUUGAUGAAAAAGAACAAGCUCUCUAUUCUGCCCGUUUGGAGGGGAGAAACAGAGCAACACAUCUGCGCCAAACAAUUCAGUCUCUACGACGGCAAUUUAGUGGAGCUUUACCCUUGGCACAGCAGGAAACGUUCUCUAAAACAAUGAUUCAGUUACAAAACGACAAACUGAAGAUAAUGCAAGAAAUGAAAAAUUCUCAACAAGAACAUAGAAAUAUGAAGAACAAAACACUGGAGAUGGAAUUAAAGUUAAAGGGGCUGGAAGAGUUAAUAAGCACUUUAAAGGAUGCCAGGGGAGCCCAAAAGGUAAUCAUUUGGCAUACGAAGAUAGAAGAACUCCGUCUUCAAGAGCUUAAACUCAGUCGAGAAUUAGUCAAAGAUAAAGAAGAAAUAAAAUAUUUGAAUAAUAUAAUUUCUGAAUAUGAGCAUACAAUCAGUAGUCUGGAGGAAGAUAUUGUGCAGCAGAAUAAGUUUCACGAAGAAAGACAAAUGGCCUGGGAUCAGAGAGAAGUUGAGCUAGAACGUCAACUAGAUGUUUUUGACCGUCAGCAAAAUGAAAUACUAAAUGCAGCACAAAAGUUUGAAGAGGCUACAGGAUCAAUGCCAGACCCUAGUUUGCCCCUUCCAAAUCAACUUGAGAUUGCUCUAAGAAAAAUUAAGGAGAAUAUUCGAAUAAUCCUAGAAACACAGGCAACGUGCAAAUCACUAGAAGAGAAGCUAAAUAAAAAAGAAUCUGCUUUACGGUUAGCAGAGGAAAAUAUUCUGUCAAGAGACAAAGUAAUUAAUGAACUGAGGCUUCGAUUGCCUGCCACUGCAGAACGAGAAAAGCUUAUAGCUGAGCUAGGAAGAAAAGAGGUGGAACCAAAAUCUCAUCACACAUUGAAACUUGCUCAUCAGACCAUUGCAAACAUGCAAGCAAGGUUAAAUCAAAAGGAAGAAGUGUUAAAGAAGUAUCAACAUCUUCUAGAAAAAGCCAGAGAGGAACAAAGAGAAAUUGUUAAGAAACAUGAAGAGGAACUUCAUAUUCUUCAUCAUAAAUUAGAACUACAGGCUGAUAGUUCACUCAGUAAAUUCAAAGAAGCAACUUGGGAUUUAAUAAAACAGUCUCCUACUCCAGUUCCUACCAACAAGCAUUUUAUUCAUUUGGCUGAGAUGGAACAGAGAGUAGCAGAACAAGAUGACUCUCUCUCCUCACUUGUGAUCAAACUAAAAAAUGUAUCUCAGGAUUUAGAGAGACAAAGAGAAGUCACUGAAUUAAAAGUCAAAGAGUUUGAAAAUAUCAAAUUACGGCUCCAAGAAAAUCAUGCAGAUGAAGUGAAACAAAUAAAAGCACAAGUAGAGGAUUUGAGGUGUCUUCUGGCCCAGUCACAAAAAGAGUCGCAGAGUUUAAAAUCUGAACUUCAGGCUCAAAAAGAAGCAAAUUCAAGAGCUCCAACAACUACAAUGAGGAAUCUAGUAGAAAGGCUGAAGAGCCAAUUAGCCCUGAAAGAGAAACAACAAAAAGCCCUUAGUCGGGCACUUUUGGAACUUCGGGCAGAAAUGACAGCAGCAGCUGAAGAACGUAUUAUUUCCACGACUUCUCAGAAAGAGGCAAAUCUCAAUGUUCAACAGAUUGUUGAUCAACAUACUAAAGAGCUAAAGUCACAAGUUGAAGAUUUAGGUGAAAAAAUUUUAAAACUUAAAGAAGCUCUUAAAACAAGUAAAAACAGAGAGAACUUACUAACUGAUAAUUUGAAUGACCUAACCAGUGAACUACAAAAAAACCAAAAAGCCUAUAAUAAAAUGCUUAGAGAGAAAGAUGGAAUUGAUCAAGAGAAUGAUGAACUGAAAAGGCAAAUUAAAAGAUUAACCAGUGGAUUACAGGGCAAAGCUCUGAUAGAUAACAAACAAAGUUUAAUUGAAGAACUCCAAAAGAAAAUUAAAAAGCUAGAAAGCCAACUGGAAAAAAAGGUGGAUGAGGUAGAAAUAAAACCUAUGAAAGAAAAGAGUGCCAAAGAAGAAGUAAUUAGGUGGGAAGAAGGUAAAAAAUGGCAAACCAAAAUAGAGGGAAUUCGAAACAGGUUAAAAGAGAAAGAGGGGGAAGUCUGUAUUCUAACAAAGCAAUUGAAUACUUUGAAGGAUCUUUUUGCCAAAGCUGAUAAAGAGAAACUUACUUUGCAGAGGAAACUAAAAACAACUGGCAUGACUGUUGAUCAUGUUAUGGAAGUGCGAGCAUUGGAGUCAGAAAAAGAGUUAGAAGAAUUAAAAAAGAGAAAUCUUGACCUAGAAAAUGACAUAUCAUAUAUGAGGACCCAUCAGGCUCUUCCUCGAGAUUCUGUUAUAGAAGAUUUACGCUUACAAAAUAAAUACCUCCAAGAAAAGCUUCAUGCUUUAGAAAAACAGUUUUCAAAGGAUGCAUAUUCUAGGCCUUCAAAUCUGUUAUGUGAUGCAGCUACGCUUUCUCCUCUUGCUACCAGUGUUAAUAAAUACAGGCAUAAUAUUUUUCACAAAAAGAACAAUUUACACAGGAACCAAAAAAAACCCAUAACAGUACUCAGAAUUAAAAAUAGGAAAGGAAUAGAUGUUAGGGACAACUUAUAUCAUCAGGUACCUAGGAAUAUUCUACAGUGUUACAGUAAUGAAGAAAAACACAAAGCAGAAGAUAUUGUAGAUCCUACGGAGUUAACUAAAUCUGAGUCAAGACCAAAUAAUAAAUCAAGUCCAUUUAGGUCAACUAAUGGUACCUUGACGGAUUUUAACUCCAAUUUUGAAAAGGAACCAGAUUGUAAAGUUGAAAAAAUUAAUCAAGACUGUUGUGAAAAUAAUAAACAGGAAUAUAAAAACAAGGAAGAGAAUGAGCUAGGCAAGAAUGAGAAAGAAAAGGGACACAUAGCUGAAGAUGUGAGUCACAACAACCACAUGGAUCCAGAAGAAUCUGCUGGGGAGGACUGUGGUUACGCCAAAAGCACUGCUGCAGUGAGGCAGUGUGCUGAGGAGGAUGCACAGGCAAACUCUGAAACUGAUGUGUCAGUCCAGCCAAGAAAUGAAGCGUCCCAGGUUUGAGUACAUGGCAGUCCUUUAUUCCUCUCUUGGCUGAGUUUUCUCAUAGCAAGUGGUGUACAUAUAUGGUGCAAAUGGAAACAAAUUGUGUAGGAUUUGUAAAGAAUAUUAAUUGUUAAUAAACUUCUCCUUAAACCCUAAUAUUUGACUAGUUCCUACAAAAACUUAGUGGUUGUACAUUUCCCGAUUCAUUUUAGUACUCACUGUUUUACCAUUGGUAUUGGUAUUACCAUUAGUACUCACUGUUUUACCAAGUAUUAGAUUAGGUAACAGAAUAACGAAAAUAAGGCACUUUAGAUGAGUUCGUUUUGCCUUAGAAAUUCCUGCUUCAGCAUGCUGUAAAAUCUCACUGCGAGUAAAAUUUCACUACAAUGAAUAAUAUCAGUAAAAAUCUGUUAUGAUGCUGUGUAACAUUCUAACAUAUAUAGCAAGUUCCUUUAAUGGUCUUUUUGCCUUGUAACAGAUACUUUUUUAUAAUGAGAAAAGGAAGCUUACAUGUAUUGCCUAGGUAUAGUUUUCACAAUACUCUGCAGAGAAUUAUUUCUACUUUAUGUGGGAAGCUUGGAGAAUAAGUAACAUCUCUAGUGAUCAAGAAGAUGCAGAACCAGGAUUUAAAUGGAGGUCUGAUUCUACAGUUUAUGAACUUUCUACAUACACACACUAAGUUUGGUCAAUUUAUUCAACAGAAUAAGAAGUUUGUUCCCAGUUGAAAUCAAAUAGCAUUCAUUCAUUCAUUCAUUCCUUUCCACUUCAGAUAUUCCAGUCACCUAAGUCCUCAUUCUCAUUAAAUCAGACAUUUAAAUUAAGAGAAAAUGGAUGAAAAUGUCUUAAUUCUUAUUUCGUUUCCUUAUCCAGGUACAUAAUGCUUCUUUUUUUCACUUGAUAAUAAGUAAUUGAGAAUUUGAGACUUCCACUGUCUGUUAUCACUAACUCUCAUCCACUAAGAAUUUGACUUUUGGCAGUGUAUACCUUUUAACAGGAUUCUCCUUCUAUAGAGCAAUUUGGAAGUCCCCCCAAAAUUGAUUACACAAGAAUUUUAUUUAUUUUACUUUUAUAGAAGUUUCACUAGAAUUUAUUUUCCAAAAAUUUGGACAAUCUCAACUAAUACUUUUAGUUUUGUUUUCUGAGAAUAGGAGGAAAAAAAUGAUCCACAUUCACUUACACAAAGAAUUGCAUCCAUAUUUUAGUGAGGAGAACUGUUGAAAAAAUUCAGCAGUUCAUGUAAUAUCAUCAGAUAGAAUUAUUCUCUUCUGUGAAUGAAAUUUAGUACAUUUUAUGUCUAUCAGUUAGGGGUACUUAUUAACCCUUAUUAAAUAGCUAUCAUAGACUGAAGAGGUGAAGUAAGGGAGACAGAACAGCUCAGGGAUAGGGAACUAUAGAUUUCCAUGUCCGAAACGGGAAAGGCCACAACAGUGAGAGGCCCAUGUACCGCAAAAAAAAAACACAACAAAAAACAGAGGAUGUUGCAGGUGGCAUGAUUUGCCUAGGGUUAACCUUAAUAGUAGUAGAAUCAGAAUGUAUACUUGGGUUAUCUGACAGAGAAUAAGUAGGAACAUAUUGCUAUAGUUUACUGACACCAUGAAAUAUGUCCUUUUUCUUGCCACUGUAUAUGUUCAUACGCACACACAUUCCCUCAAACAGUUAGAAAUCAGGUAGAUACAUGCAGUGUAUGCCCUCAGGUCAGAAUCAAAGGUCAGCCCAGAAUUUCUUUACAUUUCUGUCUCCUAUUUUCUAAUUUCUUUACUUUUACUGCGUUUUACCUAAGAAAACUUUUUCUUUUUUUUACUUUUUUUUUAACCUAAUGGUGAAAAUGUCAGAAUGUAUUUAACCUACUGCUAAUUAAAAAGAUGUUACAGAGCCAUGUAUAAUAAAUGUAUUUAUAGAAUAUUAUACUUUAAUAAUAAUGUAAUGUGUAAUAUAUAAAUAUAUUAUAUAAUAAUAUGAUAAUCAUCAUAAUGUCUGUGGAGUUAUUGAGUUGAUCGUCAAUCAAGCCAAUAGAGAAUGGAAUGGAGGAGAAAAAAACUAAAGCUGUUCUGAGUGCUUUCACAAAAUUAUCUCAUAUAAUGCUCUUAAUAAGUUUAUGAGGGUAAGGGGUAUUCUACCCACUUUAUAGGAAAAAGUAACCAAGCACAGAUUUCUCUUUCAAAUAAUCUAUAGCUUAGAAUGAUAACUGAAAUUGAACAUAAAUAAUAACCCAAGGUGGAUUCAUGCCAAAAGAAAUGCAAAUAAAGUGUUACUGGAUUUCAGAGGAGGGAGUGAUUACUUUAGCUCAAGGAAUGAUGAAUAGCUUUCUAAAGGAGAAGGAAUUGAGGCACUUUUUGUAGGCUUGUAGAUUUGUUUGCUAGGGCCACCAUAACAAAACACCACGGAGUUGAUGGCUUAAACAACAGAAAUGUAUUCUCUCACUUCUGAAAGGCGGAAGUCCAAAAUCAAGGUAUCGGCAGAGUUGAUUGCUUCUUUAGGCCUUGGGGGAAGGAUCUGUUCCAGACCUCUCUCCUUGGCUCAUAGAUGGCUAGCUUCUCCCUGUCUCUACAGUGUCUCCCUUCUAUGUAUGUCUGUAUGUUCACAUUUCCCUUUGGUAUAAGAACAUCAGACCUUGUUGGAUUAAGGCCCACCCUAAUGACCCUGUUUUAACUUAGUUAUCUCUGAAAAGGCCCUAUCCCCAAAUAAGGUCAUUCUGAGGUACUGAGUGUUAGGACUUCACAUAUGAAUUUGGGGCUGGGUAGGGGUUGGGGCAUGAGACAAUCUGUAACAGGUAACAGUACUUUAUUUUUGGAUGGAAGGACCACUACAAAUUCGUUUAGUCAUUAUGAGAGUAUAUAUGGAGGCAUUAUAUGUGUAGACAUUAUUAAAUCACACUGACUUUGCUUUCUGUAUUAAUUACAACAGACUGAUUACCUUUUCUCAUGUGAGUUUGUUUGUUCGUUUAUGGUUGUUUUCUCUAGAGCUCUCCAAUUUUCU
Messenger RNA from Globicephala melas (long-finned pilot whale), 9980 nucleotides. RefSeq names its product centrosomal protein 290 (gene CEP290). The record is from RefSeq and is a predicted model, not a curated record. Gene Ontology annotation, biological process: non-motile cilium assembly; kidney development; ciliary transition zone assembly. NCBI's taxonomy places the organism in Eukaryota, Metazoa, Chordata, Mammalia, Artiodactyla, Delphinidae. Gene Ontology annotation, cellular component: centriolar satellite; ciliary transition zone.